GUAUCUUCUUGGCCGACCAGGAUCUGUCUAGUCCGGAGCAGCCCAGGGUUCUAUCCCAGGAUAACGUCCAAGGCAGGAUCAAAGAACUCCAGGAAUUGACAUCAAUGGGUUACCAAGCAGAUCUCAAGGUAGGUUUCUAUAUUAUUUCUGAUUGGCCAGAUGAAGCUCCAGCAGCAGAACAUGCGUCUAGGCCCGUCCCCAAUAGUCCUGCCAAUCAAACGUCCAGAGGACCUGGGGGGCAGCUCAGAGGACGAUGGUCUGCCCCACAGCCCUCCCGAAAUCUCCAUGGGCGACCACAGACACCCCCGGGGGGCAUCUUACAAGGUGAGACUUUGUGCACCGCAUCCUCAGGUCCUGUCUCCAUACUCUCUCCAACCUCCACCCUCAACCUCCUCCUCCAUAAAACCUCCAUUUUCUCUCAAUGAGUCGGUAUGUAACUGUAUGUUUGCAUUCCAGCAGUGCCAAUAGUUGAACUUUGCAUUCCUCAUCAGCCAUUGUGUGUCAAACAAACCCUUCCCCAUUCCUCCACAGUUCCCUGCCCCUCCCAGGCACCAUAGCUCUCUGAGUUUAGCAGGAACAGGAAGUGAGGAGGAAGAGCAGGCCACCUCCCAACCCUUGUCCCAUCCCCUCUCUCCCAUGCUCAAACCUCCUCUUACCAGCUUCGUGCACCCCACCCCAUCUGCCCCCCUCUCUGCCUUCCCCCUGCCUCUCCUGCCUUGGAUUUCAGCACCCCAGCCCAGUUCACCCCCUCCCUGGAUAACUCUGCCGCCCGCCACCGUAUGUCCAUCAAGCCCAGGAACCAGAGGGCCAGUGCCAAGAACAAAAGGCUGACCAUGACUGAAUCGAGACCACGCUCAGAGAGUCUUAACAACUUUGACCGGCCCUUGACAGAGGAGGAAGAAGAGGGGCCUGCUAUUACUGGGGGUAAAACACGUUUACGUUCUCACUCUACCCAGAUCCAAAAGUUGGAGCAAGGGGGGUUGACCACCCCCACUGCACCCCCAGAGCUGACACCCCUUAAGUCUGGUCCCACAGAGGCUGAGGGGUGCCCAAAAACCUCCACCUCCACCCCAACCCUCCCCUGCAAGCCCUCUCCACAAGACCAGCCGCAUUCUGGGGUUGCUCUGAGACCAGUGGAAAUUGUGCCAGGCAAACAGCCACAGUCCUCCUCUGUGACCACAGUACAGGACCUGAGAUACACUCCACAACAGCAGACCCUGAAACUGUCCCUGGGAGACCCCAAGCCCUCAGCCCCAUCCCAAACCAAGAGGGACAUCCGGAGCAAGAGUGGUGUGAAAGAUUCAACCCCCAGCACCGAGGUUAGCACCAAAGAAAACCCAGUCCCGGCCGCCCAGCCUGCAGUUAGCCUGGCCUCAGUGGUGGAUCUCAGAACAUCCUCUCUGAGGUGGAAGCCAGAGGCUGUGGCUGCUGGUCAGAGUACCACAGAGCCACCUGCUGGGCCGGAGAACGCAGGUCAGGCAGAGCCAAGGCCAGUCUCUGGAUCCUUCCGCUUCUCCAUCAACUCUGCCAGGGAGCGGGAGAGACCCAGGAUGGGAAGUGGUGGUUUCUUGGGAGUGGUGGAGCAGGCUGGGGCUGGGGUGAAGAGGGAGGGGAGGGAGAAGGGGACAGAGGUGAAGUUGAUCUCCUCAAAUGCCAGCCAGAGGGGGCAGGAGCAGCAUGGGGGCAGGCAAGAGGGAGCCAAGCCCAAAGAAGAGGAGUUGACUGCCUGCGAUAUCGGGGAGAAAGUCUUGGAAGGGGAGGAGGUGGAGGAGGUGGAGGAGGAGAGCAGGGAGGGAGUGGAGGAGGCAGUGGAAGCAAAGGAGGAGGCACAGGAAGAGGAGGAAGAGGGGAAAUUGGCAUUUGGCGUUAAGCUUCGCUCCACCUAUCUCUCUCUGAAGGUCCAGGCAGAGUCAGCCACCAGCCAAUCAGAUCUCAAGAUUAACCGUCAAAGUCAGGAGGUGGGUGCUCUCCCUCUUACCCCUUACACCCUUUACUCAAAACCCACCGGGCUUGAGGGACUACAGGACACCCCGCCAACCAACUCAAUGCCCAAAAAGCUCCAUACAAACACCUGGGAUGCCCCAACAACACUGUCUUCACCCAGGGGGAGAGCCGGCUCCCUCAGAGAAGCAGUAACCUCAGCCCAGCCUACCCCCUCACCUCUCACUAAAGAGGCCCAAACCACCUCAGCUAUCCAUAAGGUGAUCCAAACCACCCCUGUCCCAGCCAUGGAAGCCCACACUACCUCCUCAGCCACUCAGGACCCCACGACUGGCCCCCAGGCGCCCCCCAAGGCUACCGUAUCCUGGAUGAGCAUGGCAUGGGGGAAGACCAGGGGCCUCCAGCAGCUCUUCACCAGCAGUCUACCCAGAGAGUUCACUGGCAUGCAGUCCCCAACUCAACCGCAAUGUCAGACCACAACACAACCACAGACGUCGUCACUGGCUCAGAUCAUGACACAAACUCAGAGACAGAAUUCAACACAACCACAGACACAGACGACGAUGCCACUACAGGCUCAGACCGCAGCACAACCACAAUCACAGACCCCAAUGCAACCCCUGACUGCUAAACUACUGCAGUCACAUAAUUCAGCACAACAACCACAGACAGCAGCACAAACACCCACACAGACCACAAAACAACAGCAGACUGACAAAACACCACAGACACAGAACACAACACAACCACAGACAGUGACUCAACCAUCAACACAGAUCACAAAACCAUCAACACAUGUGUCAAACCAAACCAACACUUGGGCAGCACAACCAACCACCGCCUCUCAACCGCUAGCACAAUCUACCCUAAGUUCUGUGUCUCGGGUGACCUCACCGUCCAACCUACGAGCAACCCAGCACACCCUGCGCUCCACUCCACAGACCCAAGCCACACUACGAUCUGCCCCAAUAGGUGCCACUUCCACUCAGCCCCUGGCCUCGUCUUCCCUCUCUUCAAGCCCAAGCUCCACACCCAGCCAGUCCCCCUGGAUCACACGAGGUCACAACCCUACCCCUCAGCCCAAACCAGCCUUAGCCCCAACAACAAACCCAGCCCCAGUCCAAGCUACAGUCCCAGCACUAGGGAGAGGUGACAGGACCCUUGUCCUCCAGGGGAAGAGUGAGGAGGCGGCUGUGCCAACAGAGAAGUGGGUGGACCGGGACAGGCCAGGGACUGUGGGAGGGAGGGCAGCCUUUCUGGAGAAACGGGCGGAGUGGACCCCUCCUGCUGGGAGCAAGGUGGAGCUCAGGAGAACGAGGACCCCACCUGAGUCUCAGCCCACAGCUGAAUCUGCUGCUCCUUCCAAAACGCCACCCACUCACAGAAACACUAAAGUUGCUAAACUUGAUGGGAGGCCAGAAUCAAGCCCAACCAAAGUGGCAGGCAGGCAUGCAGACAGAGAGCACAAAUGGCUGAGAAAGAACAUGGCAACGUCGUCAUCUCCUUCAUCAUCACCUUCGUCAUCAUCAUCCCCCCUGCAGACCAUCUCUGACAGUGGGGGGCAGCCAUCUUGGAUGGAACUGGCCAAGAGGAAGUCAAUGGCCUGGAAUGACAAGACCAUGGACUGAUAGAAUGAGAAAGAAAGAAAGAAAGAUACAGAGAGAGAUAGGGGGAGUUCCUUAUUUAAAUGCACUUAUUGUUAGUUGCUAUAGGCAAGAGUGUCUGCUAAAAUGGCUCAAUUGCAAGUUGUGAGAGUGGUAGAGACAGAGCAAGACAGAGGGAGAGAAACAGCAACAACAGUAGUGAUGGGAAUGUAGCGCGAGUGAAGGACAAAGUGAGAUGUUGAGUUCAUUGAAGUGGAAUUGAAUUGACCUUGGAAGCAAAAGCUAUAGGUAAGCUGUAAAAUCGGCUUCCCUUGAAUGUACAGGCUUGCUUUGUUUGUGACAUUUUUUUGUAUUGUAUGUUUGCGUAUGGGAUGACUAUGAUGUAGAAUGGUUCACUAUCUCUGAAUUCUUUUUCUGUCUCUCUUGGUUUUGAUCCAAACAUAUUUUUGUCCCAAACUCUGGGCUUAUGUUAGAGAUGGGGAAAAUAUUAUUGAUAUAUUGUUAGAAUAAUAUUUGAAUUUUAUCUCAGAAAUAAAUAAUGUAUAAGAUAUUUAUGAAAGUAAUACAUGCUUAUGUAUUUGACUAUGAUGCCCCAGUGUUGUUCUAACUAUUUAUCUCUAAUUGUUUUGGAUGAAUAAUAAAAAUACAAAUGUUUUCUGUCA
Molecule: messenger RNA, 4207 nt
Organism: Oncorhynchus tshawytscha (Chinook salmon)
Lineage: Eukaryota; Metazoa; Chordata; Actinopteri; Salmoniformes; Salmonidae
Product: mucin-17-like
Exons: 7
Coding region: 780-3569 (929 amino acids)
Source: RefSeq, a predicted model, not a curated record